Messenger RNA from Schistocerca serialis cubense, 969 nucleotides. RefSeq names its product melanopsin-like. Gene Ontology annotation, cellular component: membrane. The record is from RefSeq and is a predicted model, not a curated record. Gene Ontology annotation, molecular function: G protein-coupled receptor activity. The transcript is spliced from 5 exons. Gene Ontology annotation, biological process: G protein-coupled receptor signaling pathway; visual perception. Bases 1 to 969 code for a protein of 322 amino acids. Lineage: Eukaryota; Metazoa; Arthropoda; Insecta; Orthoptera; Acrididae.
AUGGGCACAGGAAGACCUCUGUCCACAGGGGAAGAUGAAGGGGUGACAGAAGAGGUGUGCGCCGCGGCGUGGGUGUACUGCCUGUUCCUGUCUGUGCCACCGCUGCUGGGCUGGAGCCGCUACAUCCCGGAGGGCUUCCUCACCUCCUGCUCCUGGGACUACCUGACGCGCACGCCCGCCAACCGCGCCUACUACAUCUACCUGCUCGCCUUCGGCUUCGUCCUGCCAGUCGGCGUUAUAGCCUACUGCUACGCCUUCAUCCUGGCUGCUAUUCAUGAGCACGGCCGCGAGAUGCAGGGAGUUGAGUCCACAGGAGGCCGGCGCAGCACGCACCGGUCGUGCGCGCAGUUGCAGCCCUACUCGUCCACUGUGCGCACCGUCGAGAUCAUCGUGACGCUGGUGCUGCUCUUCCUCAUGUCGUGGACGCCCUACACCGUCGUCACACUCAUCGGACAGUUCGGGGACCAGGCGCUCGUCACUCCGUGGGUCGCCUCAUUGGCCGCGUUCUUCGCUAAGGCAUCGGUGGUGUACAACCCGAUCGUGUACGGCCUGUCGCACCCGCACUUCCGCGCGUCCAUCAAGCAGUACCUGUCGGGCUACCGGGGGCCGUGCUCCGCCUCCGGGCUGCUGCCCACCGCGGCGCCGCCCACCACGUGGGGCAGCCUGGUGCUGCGCCGGCGGCCGCGCGCCAUCUCCAGCCCGGGCCACGUGCAGCACGUGCGUUGCUUCCUGCCGCCGCAGCACCGCCGCCUCAGGCACUACCACAGCGAGCCUCCGGACCCACCGUCCCUCGACGGCAGCCGCUGCCUGCAAGACCACCACAGUUCAUCCGAACGCAGGAGGCCGGCUUCCGGGGAGAGGGGCCAGCUGACGCCCUCCGAGUCUUCGAGCCGUGAAGUGCCUGCCAGUGAGCGUCAUUUGUCUCAGUUGGGCGGAAUACAGCGUCCAACCAGCGGUACAACAACAUAA